This is a messenger RNA of Hirundo rustica (Barn swallow), 4069 nucleotides long. RefSeq names its product beta-1,3-glucuronyltransferase 1 (gene B3GAT1). Lineage: Eukaryota; Metazoa; Chordata; Aves; Passeriformes; Hirundinidae. Gene Ontology annotation, biological process: carbohydrate metabolic process; chondroitin sulfate proteoglycan biosynthetic process. Gene Ontology annotation, molecular function: galactosylgalactosylxylosylprotein 3-beta-glucuronosyltransferase activity. Gene Ontology annotation, cellular component: Golgi membrane. Bases 718 to 1722 code for a protein of 334 amino acids. The record is from RefSeq and is a predicted model, not a curated record. The transcript is spliced from 7 exons.
ACCAUUAGCAGCGCAGGUCCUCCUCUGGCAGGGAGAGGCUUGUGCGCGCUGCUCUGGAUACAAAGCAGCCACGCUCUGGCUCCUUCCUCCUGCAUCCCGCUGGCCUCCUCCUCCUCCUCUUCCUCCUCCUCCCUGCUUGCUCGCUCCCUCCCUCUCUCCCUCUCUUUCUUUCCCCGACCGCCACGCUGCAGAAGGCAGAGCUGCGAGCCGGAGCCGCACGGAGGCGAGGCAGGAGCGGCGAGCUCACCGAGGAUGUUCCUUUGCCAGUGAAACACGGGCAGGGAUGCGAUGAAGCAGCGUCGUGGUUGCUGCCUGGAUUAAGAAAGAAAACAUUUUUUUUUAAAAAAAGAAACACACAAAACAAAACAACAAAGCCACCACAAAGCCGGACGCAACAAACCAGGAGAAAAGGGAGGAGAGGAGGAGGCGGAGGUUGCCGGGGGAGCCGCUUUGAAUCGUGCCUCUGUUCCCAGGGAUUAAAGCAUGAAUGGGAGCAGCUUCCCGGCCGCGAUGGAGAGAGAAGGCGGCUCCGGCUGUGCGAAUCAGGUUCCCUUCCACAUGAGUCCCUGAGGUUCCUGCUGGCAGCUCCAGCAGUGCCCUGCAGAGGUUCCCUCCUGCUCCUGGGCUCAGCAGCCGAGGCCCCUCCAAACCUGCUUCUGCAAUGGGUGGGUUGUGAGCACUGGUAAUGAGGAGCUGUGGGCCCAGUCAGUCUUGGAGAUGCCGAAGAGACGAGACAUCCUGGCUAUCGUGCUGAUAGUUCUGCCCUGGACACUCCUAAUCACCGUCUGGCACCAGAGCACCAUUGCUCCACUGCUUGCAGUGCACAAGGAUGAUGGUGGUGACUCCCAGCGUGAUCUCGCUGCAGGCUUGGACUCCAAGGAAUACUGCCUGUCGGACCGGGACAUUGUGGAGGUGGUGAGGACAGAGUACGUUUACACGCGCCCGCCCCCGUGGUCGGACACGCUGCCCACCAUCCACGUGGUCACCCCAACCUACAGCCGCCCGGUGCAGAAGGCAGAGCUGACCAGGCUGGCCAACACCCUCCUGCACGUGCCCAACCUGCACUGGAUCCUGGUGGAGGAUUCCCAGCGCCGCACGCCGCUCAUCACGCGCCUGCUGCGGGACACGGGGCUCAACUACACCCACCUGAACGUGGAGACGCCCCGCAACUACAAACUGCGCGGGGACAUGAGGGACCCCCGCAUCCCCCGCGGCACCAUGCAGAGGAACCUGGCCCUCAGGUGGCUGAGAGAGACCUUUAACAAAAACAACAGCCAGCCCGGGAUUGUUUACUUUGCUGAUGAUGAUAACACCUACAGCCUGGAGCUCUUCGAGGAGAUGCGCAGCACCAGGAAGGUGUCGGUGUGGCCCGUGGCCUUCGUGGGCGGCCUGCGCUACGAGUCGCCCAAGGUGAACGCGGCGGGGAAGGUGUACGGCUGGAAAACCGUCUUCGACCCGCACCGCCCCUUCGCCAUCGACAUGGCCGGCUUCGCCGUCAACCUCAGGCUCAUCCUGCAGCGCUCCCAGGCCUACUUCAAACUGCGCGGGGUCAAGGGCGGCUACCAGGAGAGCAGCCUGCUGCGAGAGCUGGUCACCCUCAACGACCUCGAGCCCAAGGCUGCCAACUGCACUAAGAUUUUAGUCUGGCACACGAGGACAGAGAAGCCCGUGCUGGUGAACGAGGGCAAGAAAGGAUUCACAGAUCCCAAUGUGGAAAUCUGACUGUGCAUGGCUGAACGGAGACCAACACCAGAAGAUUUCCUCCCGCACAGCCCGCGAGGUUCCUCCGCACAGCAUCCACCCUGCCAGCCAGGCGGGAGCCGGGACCUCUGCCCGCUCCCACGAGUUUUAGCCUCCUGAAAACGAACCGACACCGCAUACACGAACCGCCCGGACCCCCCCUGCCCUUCCUGCCGCGCUCGGAGCACCGGCAGACGCUCCGGAGGUGGAGAAUAAAGCACAGAAAGCCGGGACUGCUGAGGCUCCGCGUGGGAUGCGGCCGCAGCGAGCGGAGAGCCGCCGGGCACCGGCUCUGCUGAGAAACACCGACCUCGUGGCCAUGUGUGCGCCAGCCCGAGCAGCCCUCUGGCCCUGGAGGGGACAGCUGCCUUCCGAGAUGGCACCCAAGCCCUUAAUUUUAAACCGAAUCGGUGUUCGCUACGCUGCACAAGAUGGGAUGGGUUUGGGGCGAGGGGGAGAAGCAAGGCAGGUUAGAACAAACCCUUCAAGCAUCGCUGUUCUCUGAUGUCCCUCCCCUUUUCCUGCCCCGGUUUCACACUUUGGGGGGCACCCUGAUGUUCUUCUGUGGUCGUGGAAAGGUUGGGGGUGGAAGGGAAUUUAAAGGUCCUCUAGAGUCCAACCCCUUGCCAUGGGGCAGGGACACCUUCAGCUGGAGCAGGUUGCUCCUGGCCUUGAAUAUUCCCAGGGAUGGGGCAUCCCCCACCUCUCUGGGCAACCUGUGCCGGUGUGACACCACCCUCAUUGUAAAAAUUGUCCUUGUAUCUCAUAUAUCCUCUUUAGUUGAAAAGCACCAACCCCUGCCCUAUCCCUGCUAAAAGGUUUGUCCCCAUUUCUCUCACGAGAGCCCAGAGUGGGAUGGAGGGACAGGAUCAGGGAGCUGCUGAUCACCACCGGUUCACCCCCGAUCCUGGAUGGAGUCAUGUCUCCAGCAUGUGGUUCUCUAAAAACGCUAGAAUAGCUGGAAGUGGGGUUUAAUGAGAUUGUUGGGGCCGUACACCGUAACAUUCAUCCAGAUCUUGGUCCUGUUUAGCCCUGAUUUGGUGAGCAUUAGGUGUGGGAUUCUCUGAAGGGUGCUCCUAUGUAAAGGCAAAUUUCCACUCUUAAAAUCUAAAACUGCUUCAAACUAGGGAUUGGACGCUAAGAGGUGAUUUCAGUGCAUUUCCCAUUUGACUGGAGUGUAUCCUUCAGCCCCAGCCCCUUUUUCUGCUGCUGCAGAGCUGGUGUCUAAAGCCACCCUGGAGCAGUUCCCAGCCCCCUUGGAUGGAGAGAGCAGCACCCUCGGGAAGGGGAUCCUGGGCUCAGGGCUCUGUUUAUUCAGCAUCUGGUGGUGCUGCCACCCUGGGUGAUUCUGAGACUGCCAAACCUGCUGAGAUACAAACUGAGGUACCACAGGCCCCCUCUCCCCUAAAUUCCCUCCCCCUCCAUAACUGUUGUCAAACCUUUGAUCACCCCCCCGCCGCUGUCCCAAUUCCUUCAAAAAUUUUGAAGCACAAUUUUACCUUUGAACUGAAGGGAAAAAAAAAAAAUGUAAUCCUGCAAUAGACUUGGUUAUUUUUAGCCCUAACACACAGAACUAUUAAAAUGCUCUGGGUUUGAUUGUUGGCUUCACGGUGCAGAAGUCUCCCCUCGGACUAAUGACAUCGUGUAUUUCCUGAUAUUUCAAAAGGAAAAUAUUUUUUGUAAGUUAAUUUUCUCCCACUGUAUAUCAGAACCGCUGGGGAAAAGUCAGAGUCUUUAGCUCCCAGCCACAGAAGCCUUUACAAAAAUGUUCCUUUUAGAUGCAAUGGCUGAAGCACUACUUGGAAAGAAAGUGUUGGAUGCUGCUGGCUGCUCUAUGGGAACAGGUAUUGUUACCUUGGAUUAAAACUCUGCACUCAAGUAGAUUUAUUCUGUUAUUGUACUGGCCUUCCAAGUUCCCUUCAGUCUGCAAAGCCCACAGCGGAAAGAGACAUUUUUCCAAGGACUACCGAGUUCUCAUAGCAUUGAAAUAGUUUCCAACUGAUGUCCUCUCCGAGCUGCAUGUUUUGGUUCACUAAUCUGAAUUCCAGUCCCUGCUGGGUUCCAACCUUCCCUCCUUGGAAGGAAAUAACUUUCAGAAAAACGCAAAGGACCGAGUCUGAACACAGCCCUGCACAUUUGCUCUGGCCACAGGAGCCUGGGUCCCUUCAGUGCCCCAGAGCUGCUGCGGCCCUGGGGAGCAGAGAUAGGCGUGACCAGACCUGGCCAGGAUGGAGUGUGUUCCAGCUGCACUGUCUGUUCUCACUUUUAAACCAACUGUAUUUAAAUUUGUUAAAUAAAAACGAUGGUUUCUAAGAGCCAGAAUAGCCUG